Fusarium oxysporum Fo47 is the source of this 900-nucleotide messenger RNA. Lineage: Eukaryota; Fungi; Ascomycota; Sordariomycetes; Hypocreales; Nectriaceae. The record is from RefSeq and is a predicted model, not a curated record.
AUGAAGCCAGACACUGACUUGACACAACAAUAUGGAACAAAGGUCGUCGGAGGCGUCUCUCCAGGCAAAGGUGGCCAGCCACACCUAGACCUUCCAGUCUUCAACACCGUCAAAGAGGCGAUGGAGGAAGUCAAACCCGACGUCAGCGCCGUAUUUGUUCCCGCAACAUUCGCAGCUGCAGCUAUUCUCGAAGCAAUUGAAGCAGAGAUUCCUCUUGUUGUCUCUGUAGCAGAGCACGUACCCGUUCACGAUAUGCUUCGGGUUCAUGAGGUCUUGAGAACACAGUCGAAGACACGGCUGGUGGGUCCCAAUUGUCCUGGUAUCAUCGCCCCAAACCAGUGUCGCGUUGGCAUCAUGCCCUACAAGCAGUAUACUCGCGGCUGUGUUGGGAUAGUGUCCAAAUCAGGUACAUUGAGUUACGAAGCUGUCGGAUCAACUUCACGAGCUGGCCUGGGACAGAGUAUCGUUGUAGGCAUGGGAGGCGACAUGCUACCAGGCACGACCCUGGCCGAUGGACUGAAGCUCUUCUUCAACCAUGAUGAAACCAAGGGAAUCAUCGUAAUUGGAGAGAUCGGGGGUGAGGCAGAGCUCGAGGCCGCGGAGCUCAUUAGAGAGCACCGUCGCACAUUCCCUAAACCGAAGCCUGUCAUAGCGAUGGUAGCAGGACGCACAGCGCCUGAAGGAAAGGCUAUGGGACAUGCCGGUGCGAUCUGGAGAAACGGAGAUGUUACUGCGGAGGCGAAAAGUAAAGCUCUCGAAGAUGCGGGAGCUAUCAUCGUGCCGCACCCUGGUGUUAUGGGUGAAAAGAUGAAGGAGUUGCUUGGGAUGAAGGGGCGGAUUAGUAGUUGGGUCGGUGACGACCAGCGAAUCCCCGCUGUUUUAGGCAAUGAGGAGAUCUAA